Molecule: messenger RNA, 739 nt
Organism: Cornus florida
Lineage: Eukaryota; Viridiplantae; Streptophyta; Magnoliopsida; Cornales; Cornaceae
Exons: 2
Coding region: 8-739 (243 amino acids)
Source: RefSeq, a predicted model, not a curated record
UCAGCUAAUGAAAGACUACUUCAACGAGAAUUGCACAUAUACACCGGAGUACUUUCACAGGCGAUUCAGGAUGCGACGAAAACUUUUUCUUCGUAUCCUUAAUGAUGUCAAAGCUUAUGAUGACUACUUUGUCCAAAAAAAGAUUGCAACUGGUCGUCUGGGAUUGUCUUCUAUACAGAAGAUGACAACUGCUGUUCGUAUACUUGCAUAUGGUUGUGCAGCCGAUCACUAUGAUAAGUAUAUUAAAAUCGGCGAGAACACUGCCAUUAAAUGCUUGAAGGCGUUUUGUAAUGCUAUUGUUGCUGUGUAUGCAGAAAAGUAUAUGCGCCCACCCAACAAAGCCGACAUAGCACGGUUGCUUGAAGAAGGGGAGCAGAGAGGUUCUCCGGGCACACAUAGGGGACGAUCUAGUAAGAAUACUCUCGUAUUGGAAGCAGUUGCCUCACAAGAUUUGUGGAUCUGGCAUGCAUUCUUCGAAAUGCCGGGUUCACACAAUGAUAUAAAUGUGUUGGAUCAUUCCUCGGUAUUCAACGGCAUCAUCAAUGGCCAAUUACCUCCGGUUAAUUAUGUAAUGAAUGGACAUCACUAUAGAAUGGGGUAUUACUUGUCUAAUGGUAUAUACCCUAAGUGGGCACCUUUGAUGCAGACUAUCCCGCACCCAACCACUACAAAAGAAAAAUUAUUUGCUCAGCGACAAGAGGCAGCAAGAAAAGAUGUGGAACGGGCUUUUGGGGUAUAG